Molecule: messenger RNA, 335 nt
Organism: Racocetra persica
Lineage: Eukaryota; Fungi; Glomeromycota; Glomeromycetes; Diversisporales; Gigasporaceae
Source: the annotation of a GenBank genome assembly
CACCUUCAGCUGCUGUCGCUUCUCUAGCAACUCUUACUAUACCCAUUGCCACAAGUACUAUCAAUAAUAAUGAGCAUAAUGAUAAUAACGAGCAUAACGAUAAUAACGAGCAUAAUGAUAAUAACGAGCAUAAUGAGUAUAGCGAUAAUAAUGAGUAUAGCGAUACUAAUGAGCAUAGCGAUAAUAAUGAGCAUAAUGAUAAUCCUCGCGGAGAAGCAGAAAUUGGUCUUAAAACAUCAAGCAAUAAUUCUGAUAACUUUGUUAAAUCUAAAAGAAAAAAAACAAAGAAUAAACGUAAAGCUGAUAGCGUAUAUAAUCAACCUUUAAAACGAAAA